Fusarium graminearum PH-1 is the source of this 495-nucleotide messenger RNA. RefSeq lists its product as uncharacterized. Lineage: Eukaryota; Fungi; Ascomycota; Sordariomycetes; Hypocreales; Nectriaceae. The transcript has a single exon. The coding region runs from base 1 to 495 and encodes 164 amino acids. The record is from RefSeq and is a predicted model, not a curated record.
AUGCGCAAACCAUGCGUGCGUACUGCAGCCGUGGACAAGACCCAACGUACACACGGCACAAGCGCGCAAAGAGAUUGCGCACAAGACAUUUCGAGUGCGGGCCAUCCAAUUACAUGCCUUGCGGUACUUAGUUGGACCCGACAGUUUGGGCCACUGCUUCACAAGGCAAGAUCGACUGUUACAGCUUGUUGGUCAGAGAGCGCCACAGCAAGCCAACAUGAUGGUCGGACCACUUGGAUGGCCACAAUCUCAGUGACAUUCCCUUGCGUCACUACACCAGGGGAAAAUAUGAAGCAAGCAAUUACAUUAGAGGAUCACAAAGAAUGCAGUACUACGUCUCCGAUAUUUUACGUAUGUCGCUCAGAUCAGGCCAUGUGCGGCCAUGAAGAUCCGGGUUGUAGGCCCGGCGGCCCCGAUAAUCGGAUCGGAGCAUGCUGCUAUCAUCUCCGGACCGAACCGGCCAAGUUGGUCAACCGUGAAUUUAGCCAUCAUUGA